Schizosaccharomyces osmophilus is the source of this 912-nucleotide messenger RNA. Its product is annotated as phosphomethylpyrimidine kinase. Gene Ontology annotation, biological process: thiamine biosynthetic process. Bases 1 to 912 code for a protein of 303 amino acids. Gene Ontology annotation, cellular component: cytosol. The transcript has a single exon. Gene Ontology annotation, molecular function: hydroxymethylpyrimidine kinase activity; phosphomethylpyrimidine kinase activity. Lineage: Eukaryota; Fungi; Ascomycota; Schizosaccharomycetes; Schizosaccharomycetales; Schizosaccharomycetaceae. The record is from RefSeq and is a predicted model, not a curated record.
AUGAAGCCUCUUCAAUCUCCUGCUUGUUUGUCCAUUGCUGGAUCUGACUGCAGUGGCAGUGCUGGGAUUCAAGCUGAUUUAAAAGUCAUGCAGGCUCACGGAGUUUAUGGAAUGUCAGUUUUAACGGCGUUAACUUCCCAAAACUCUAAAGGAAUUGAUGGCAUAUACGCCGUUCACCCCAUACUCAUACAGAGACAGCUGGACGCCUGCCUCAGUGACAUUGAAUGCGAUACGGUGAAGAUUGGAAUGCUUCCUGAUUCAAAAAGCGUAGUCCGUAUUGCAGAGACUCUCCAACGGCAUCACAUAAAAAACAUUGUCAUGGAUUCAGUGAUUAUCAGCAGCUCUGGGCACGUUAUGUGUGAAGGAACUGCAAUAUCAGCCACUAUAAAAUUUCUUUUUCCUCACGUCCUCGUGUAUUCCUCGAAUGUCAUGGAGGCUUAUGUUUUGGUUCAGCGGACUCUAGGACACUGUCCUUUUACCCUUCGUUCUUUAGAGGACAUAAAGAAUCUAAUUAUGAUUAUCCAUAAAGCAGGUCCUAGCUAUAUCGUUUUAAGCGGUCAUCAUGUUGCAUACAACGACAACUUUGAGAUCACUAGCUUGCCGACAACCAAUUCGUUUACUGUAGACUUGAUAUUUGACGGAGAGAAUUUCUAUGCGUUUCAAAAACCAUACGAUUUACGGCACUCUGUAGCUGUUCAUGGAACUAGUUGCUCGAUGACUGCAGCGAUUGCCUCAAAUAUAGCGUUGGGAAAACAUCCUUUAGAAGCUAUUCAAAAGGCUAUGCAAUCCAUUGAAUGUGCAUUGUUAAAUAUUCAAGAGGAGUCCUCAUCCAUCAGUCGUACUGCUCAAUUAUUUUCCAAAUUAAAGCCUUCCUCUUCCAAUCAAACCAUAACCACUCGUCUAAAAUCAUAA